This is a messenger RNA of Stomoxys calcitrans (stable fly), 1923 nucleotides long. RefSeq lists its product as uncharacterized. Lineage: Eukaryota; Metazoa; Arthropoda; Insecta; Diptera; Muscidae. Bases 767 to 1759 code for a protein of 330 amino acids. The transcript is spliced from 3 exons. Gene Ontology annotation, molecular function: protein binding. The record is from RefSeq and is a predicted model, not a curated record.
UACGAUUUGGUUUAAAUUUUGCACGAAGUGUUUUGUUUUGACUUGCAAUAACUGUGUCAAGUAUGGUCCAAAUCGAUAGAUAACCUAAUAUAGCUCCUAUAUAAACCGAUCUCGAAUCUUGAUAUCCUUGAGCCGCUGGAGUGCGCAAUUCUUAUCCGAUUUGGCUGAAAUUUAGCAUGAUGUGUUUUGUUUUGACUUCCAACAACCGUGCCAAAUGUGGUCCAAAUCGGUUAAUAACCCGAUAUAGCUCCCAUAUAAACCGAUCUCGGAUCUUGACUUCUUGAGCCGCUAGAAGGCGCAAUUAUUAUACAUUUGGCUGAAAUUUUACAUGAAGUGUUUUGUUUUGACCUUCAACAACUAUGCCGAAUAUGGUCCAAAUCGGCUAAUAACUUAGCCGGGGUAUUUUGGGGACAAUAACUGUGGUCAACAUUGAUGUUUCUAAUUGAAGACAAAUAUUUUGUUAGUGGAGAUAUUUUUGUAUAUUUAAAAAGAGACAAUCGAUAGACUAGCAUUUCGAUUCCACAUUCACCAUUUCCAGGCUGAUUAUGAUUUUUUUUCUGAUUUUUUUUCUCUUUCAUGUCCAAGUUUGUACUUAUUUUUGACACACAGUGUAUGAUUGGCCAAAUGCAUCAUCGAAGUAUCCGCAUCAUUGUGUUACCAAAUUUUUUAAUUUCUUUCCUCAAUAAGGAACAACUGUCUGCGUGGCACCACAAGAAAAAAACGUCAAAAACGACAGUAAACAGUUUAGUUGGAUAAAAUAGAAAUUAUGAAUGUAGUUUAUCAAUUUUUUCGUAAUAACCACAUAUUGGCCAUAUGCGAGGAUUGCUAUUUGACUAAGAAUUUUACAUUAAAUUUGUCGCGAUUUGAAAUGGUUGAGGUUCCGGAUUUAGUACAAAAAUGUGAAAUAAUAUUGAAGUUAUUUUUAAAUCAUAAUCAUUUGACCCGUAUACCUGCGUUUAUAGCCAAUUUGACUCGACUGCAAGUGCUAACCUUGGACUACAAUAAACUUUGCGAGUUUCCUGUUGUAUUGUGUCAGCUAACAAAUUUGAAAUCAUUAAACAUCAGUUGUAAUAAUGUACAAACACUUCCCAACGCCAUUGGACAGUUAAUUCAUUUAGAGACGUUCUGGUGCAACAAUACUGGGCUACUGAAGCUGCCUGAUGAAAUAGGUAAAUGUAGUCGUCUCGAAACGCUGGGCGUACGAGGCAAUCAGUUAGAAUCCUUACCUAUAAGUUUAAAUUCUUCGAAAAAAUUGCGAUGGUUAACUGCGGAAAAUAAUCGAUUGUCUGCUAUUCCGGAUGGCUUGGAAUUGAAAAAUCUCCGGCACCUUAACUUAAAAAGUAAUCAUUUGACAAAGGUUCCUGCAUGCCUGCGAAAUAUGAAACACUUACAGUACGUCUUUAUAAAUAAUAACCGUAUUAGCAGUCAUGGCCCUGAAUCCCAGGAAUUAUUAAAAUCAUUGGAAUUUAUAAGAAUGGUUAAUAUAUGCGAUAAUCCCCUUUGCGAAGUGGCCGACGUUCAAAUGCAACUUAAGGAACACAGCAAUAUAAUCUGUGACAACCUAAUCCUACAACAGACUGACAAUGGUGCUAACGAAGAAAAUGACGAAGAUGAUGAUGACGACGAUGACGAUUGGGAAAAUAGUAUAGAAACCAGUGAUAUAGAUUCUACAGAAGACUCCAGUAGUCCUGAAAAUGAUAUAGAGGAUAUAUCCAUUCUUAUACCUGAAUUGUCUCGCUACAUAACAAAUUUCAGUUAAAUGCUGGCCACCCGGACAACGUUUCUAUUUUAUUUAUUUUAAAUUCUGAAAAUGGAAACUUUGCUAUAGAAACUAUCAAAAAUAAUGUAACAACUAAAUGGAUCAUAUACAUAUAUUGUUAUUUGUAUUACAAAUAAAUUUUUAGUUUGACAUUUUCUUCAUAA